UUCUUCUGAAGGAUAAGAUGCCGGCCUUCAUUCCAGAAGAAUUUGGUGGUCGACGGUAGCUCCUCGGUCUUCUGGUGCCGCAUCAUCUUCCGCAGUUUCGUUCUUCUUUCGUAUCCCUCCUGUGUGAAGAUGGGGCUGUCAUUCACAAAACUGUUCAGUCGGCUUUUUGCCAAGAAAGAAAUGCGUAUUCUUAUGGUGGGUCUUGAUGCGGCUGGUAAGACUACCAUCCUGUAUAAGCUGAAGCUGGGAGAGAUAGUUACGACCAUCCCCACCAUUGGAUUCAAUGUGGAGACAGUGGAGUACAAGAACAUAAGCUUUACUGUUUGGGAUGUUGGCGGUCAAGACAAGAUCCGCCCGCUAUGGAGGCAUUACUUCCAGAACACACAGGGGCUCAUUUUUGUGGUGGACAGCAACGAUCGUGACCGUGUUGUUGAAGCCAGAGACGAGCUCCACAGAAUGUUGAAUGAGGUAGGAAUCGAUUUGACGUCUCUACCACUUUAUUCUAUUCUCCCUCGGAAUGCUUUUGUUUCCUAA
Phalaenopsis equestris is the source of this 534-nucleotide messenger RNA. RefSeq names its product ADP-ribosylation factor 1-like. NCBI's taxonomy places the organism in Eukaryota, Viridiplantae, Streptophyta, Magnoliopsida, Asparagales, Orchidaceae. Bases 130 to 534 code for a protein of 134 amino acids. The transcript has 5 exons. Gene Ontology annotation, cellular component: cytoplasm. The record is from RefSeq and is a predicted model, not a curated record. Gene Ontology annotation, molecular function: GTPase activity; GTP binding. Gene Ontology annotation, biological process: intracellular protein transport; vesicle-mediated transport.